Phycodurus eques (leafy seadragon) is the source of this 7300-nucleotide messenger RNA. RefSeq names its product neuronal tyrosine-phosphorylated phosphoinositide-3-kinase adaptor 2b (gene nyap2b). The transcript has 7 exons. The record is from RefSeq and is a predicted model, not a curated record. The coding region runs from base 762 to 4055 and encodes 1097 amino acids. NCBI's taxonomy places the organism in Eukaryota, Metazoa, Chordata, Actinopteri, Syngnathiformes, Syngnathidae. Gene Ontology annotation, biological process: phosphatidylinositol 3-kinase/protein kinase B signal transduction; neuron projection morphogenesis.
UCAAGAGGAUGACGCUGUAGUGGAAGGUGGCUACAGUAAGCGGUGGGCGUGUUCUUGUUUUGAUCUAUCACUGGGAAGCCCGGUGUCAUCUGUUGUGGAACAGACUUGACAGUCCAGACCUGUGAGGACCGGGUGGGCAGGGGAUGCUGUACCUGGGAGACCACACUGCUCGAGCCCUACCUCUCUUUGGAUGAGGAUUCUUUUCACCAUGUGUGACACAUUUGGACAUUUUUUGCAUUUGUGCAUCUGACCAAAGGAAUAGAUUUUAAAUCCGAUUCGAAAGACUGUGAGUGUCCAAGCUGGAAGUGCAAGCAGCAUCUGAGGUGAGAGCACGUGUUUGUGUCAUGCUCGUGGCGGUGGCGUUGGUGGCGGCGGGUGCGGUCUGCGGCUCCACUGCGUCGUCCUUCCCUCUCUAGCAAGUGCUGAUGUGUGGCGUGGUAAAGCUGGCACCUGGGUAGGAGUUUGGUACCACCGGAACCGGAGGGGGCAGAGCUCCCCUUUUCCCCCUCGAGGGGAGGGAGCGUUGGGCCUUAAACCCAAUGGCCCAGUUCGCCAGCCUCAUCCCGGGUCACAGGGAGUCCUUCUAGCAAGCCGACCAAUCGGAUCGUACAAUGGAUGGACAUCUCUGUGGAUUUAAGGGGAAUAGUGCACUGGUGCUCCUGCAAAGGUCAGAGUGUGAACUGGACGCAUCAGGUGAAGACAGAAGAUCUAUUAGUUAACAAACCUGCGGGGACACAGGGCCACUUGGAAUCAUUUGAAGAAUGAUGAGCUCCAAGGAGGAGGAAACUAUUCGCUUCUUCCAGUACGUCGAGGAGAAUGGACUGAAAGCCUACAACGGUCUGCUGGCUCAGAACCUGGACCACGCCAGGAAUGAGAAGAAUAGGAUAUACCUGCAGGAGAAAAACGACAAGAAGAGAAAACAGGAGGAAGCCAUAAGGAGGACGGGGGAGGAUAUAGCAACAGAAGGCAAGCACUUACGUAUGGGCUCCAUCACCAUGCCAGACCCCCAGGAACGCAUGCCUAUGCCCCAUCCGCACGCUCUAGCGUGUGGGCAGAGCUUCUCUGUGCGCUCACAGUCCCUUCACUCUGUGGGUGGCAACAGCGGGGGCGGAGACGAAGAGGUGGGGAGUCCUACGUCCAGGAAGCAGCCCCCGCCCAAGCCCAGGAGGGACCCGGCCACCAAGCUAAGCAUGUCGUCUGAGGCGGUGGACCACAGUCCCGUGUCCGCCUGCCGUGGAGACAGAUGUGACGCUCAAGGAUGUAGUGAGGAGUGCCGGAGGGUGCCACCACCCAAACCCAAGAGGAACCCAAACACACAACUGAGCGUUUCUUUUGAUGAAUCAUACAUCAAAAUCCACGGAGGCGGCGGAGUGUGCCCUCCCAAAGGUGCCCUCCACCGCACCUGCUCCCCGUGCGAACGUAACACCUCUCCGCUGCAGAGCGACGAGAGCCCCACCGACGACUGUGAGGAUGAGCCCGUCUACAUUGAGAUGGGCGGGAUAGAUGUCGGUGCGCGAGAACUCUCAAAAAGCGAGGACGAGGAGCCAGGGGAGUCCGUGUAUGAGGAGAUGAAGUACCCCAUGCUGGAUGAUAUGGAAUACCGUACGGACCCGGUGGGAUGCCGCUCGGCAUGUCCUACCCCUGCACCGUAUGACCCUGAACCUCUCAGUCGAUGCUCCACUCCGAGAAAUAUUCCUUUCUGUGACAUUCCAGCACCGUUCCCCAAUUUGCUGACCCACAGGCCUCCACUGCUGGUGUUCCCCCCAGCACCGGCCCAAUGCUCACCCAACUCAGACGAGUCUCCCCUCACCCCACUUGAUGUCACCAAAUUGCCAAUGCUGGAGAACCAAUCUUACACCAAAUCGCCGACCUCCUCUGCCGAGCCGCCCUCCUCUGCGCACAUCCGCAGAGAGCUCACGGCCACUCCGACCCUCACCGUCUCUGGGCGCUCCUCCGCACCUCCCCUGCCCUGUACUCUCUACAAAUCUUCCACCUCAUCUUCCUAUCAGCGCAGUCACUCAGCAUGCCCAUCGCCAGUCAGCAUGGGCCGCUGCCUUACCCCUUUGAGCCUCAUGCGAACGCCGCCUUUCGACACUCCAGUGCCAUUUCCGGGGGGUCUGCCAAGGAGCGCCUCGGCCACCCCUCACGGCAAAGGGUCGCCGCCCCAAGAUGGCGUGGGGCGACUACAUGGCUCCAUGCAGAAUGUGUCGACAGGGCGUUCGCGGACACCCACGAGCCCGCUAGAUGAACUGACCAACCUGUUUACCACUGGAAGGAACAUGUUGAAGAAAAACGCCAGCGGGAGAAAAUCCAAAGAGCCCGGAGAGACUGAAUUGAAAAGUAAGUCCCACAGUGAUUCCAAACGUGAAGGCAAGGAACGCCACAAUCACAGCAAGGACUCCAAGCGAGACCCUAAGGAGCGCCACAGCAAAGAGUCCUCUCAUCGCAGAGACAGAGACAAAGACAGAGACAGAGAAAAAGAUAGAGACAAAGAAAGGGAACGAUCCAGCAAUGUGGAAUCACUGUCUCACAGGCACAGCAGCAAAGAACGAAGCGGUAUGGAUGCACCACCUGUUCGCAGGGACAGCAGAGACAGCAGAGAACAAGGCUACAGCAGUGUGGAGCCCAUUCCAGUUAGAUGGGAUUCUAAAGACCGGAGUGGCAGUUCCGUAGAACCAAUUCCACUGAUAAGAAGAGACUCAAAAGAUAGAGGAAUUAGCAAUGGAGACCUGAUGCCAAGACGAGACAGCAAGGACAGGGGUGCAGGACAUGGAAUGGAGUCUUUGCUUAAACAGGAGAGCAAAGACAGAGAGAGACUUCUCGAUCAGGCACCAGAGUUGUUACCGAGACAAGACAGCAAAGAGAGUGCAAGGAAUGGUGUAGACUGUAGACACGAAAGCAGAGAGAGACUGCUGGAUCAGCCACCAGAGCUCUUACCCCGACAGGAUAGCAGGGAACGAGUUAGGAACGGAGUCGAUUCAAAGCACGAAAGCAGAGACAAGCCACCCGAGCUCCUAGCCCGACAGGAGAGUAAAGACAGAUUUAGAACUGGUUCAGAAUACAGGCACGAUAGCAAAGACUAUCGUCCCGAUUUGUUACCCAGACAAGACAGCAAAGAGAAGGCGAGGAAUGAAAUGGAGCACAGACAUGAGGGCAGAAUAGACCAGCCACCUGAGAUCCUUCCCAGACAAGAAACAUCCAAAAGCAGCAACACUAAGGACAGGGUCUCUGAAUCCAAGCAUGACGGCAGAGAUAGGAACAUCCACAAUGGAGCAGAACUUCCACCACCACUUCUACCCAGGCAGGACAGUAAAGAUCUGAGCCGAACUGGCCUCGAAGUAAGACGAGACAGCAAGGACCGAAGUAUGAACGGCUCAGAUCACCACCAGUAUGACAGUAAAAUCACUAAGAGCCCUACUUCGAAGGAGUACAGGUAUGACAGCAAAGAAAGGGGCUAUAGAGCUGACGGAACGCCACGGCGAGAGAACAGAGCAAAUCACAGCAUGGAGCCAUCGAAAGCACAAGAGAGGAAUAGCAGCACAGUGUCGGGCCAGCAUUCAUCCACCACGACGCCUAUUCACAAGAGCAGAUCAACUGGUAGCCCCCCAAUGACUGUGGGCACCGGAAAUGGAGAGCAGCAGAGACUCAUCAGAGCCAGAUGCCCCAGAUGCCAUGGAUAUGCGGAGACACCACCAUGCUGGAGCAGAUCGAAAGGAAGCGAACGCUCUGUAAAGAAAUCCGCUCCAGACAACAUCCUCACCUGCAGAGGUAUCAGGAGAGGCCUCCUCCGGACAGGAGUGAGGACAGGCACCACGAGCGGAGUCAGUGCAAGCAAGAGAGCGCCUCAGUCCUCCCAGCUUGUGGGAAGAGCAGUGGGACCAAAAAGAUCCAUCCUCCUCCGUAUCCGACACAGACAACUGUAUUCUGGGACACUGCCAUUUGACUUGAUACAAACACAACUCACAUCUGCCACACAACCCAGAAUGAUCCCCUUCCUCUCCCUUUGGGAACUUCAAGACAACCAAUUAGAGCACCGGAGGGAUGAUGCUCGCUGAUGUCAAAGGACAAUGAUGUUACCAUAGCAAUAUUUCUGCUUGUUCAGGUUGUCAUGUUUUCUUAUCAUCGCUGGUGAUAUUUGAUAUUUUUCUAUUUCAUGUGGCUGGAUUCUUGUAAUAUAACUAGUAGAGUAGAUAUUUGAUGAAUAGAUAUUUUCUAAAUCAGAUGGGGAUUAAAGAGCAUCAUAAAUUAUGUAUAGUAGAUGUAGAUGCCAUCUAACAUUUGAUAUUUUCUUUUUUUUUGUUAUAUUGGUUAUUUUGAGUUAAAAUAAUCUAUGAAUACUUGUCCUGUGGUAGCAUAACUUUCUUAUGCCCAACACUUUUUUGUGCUUAAAAACACUCAAAUGAAUGGUCUAUUCAGUUUUGUCUGCAUUUAUUUGACAUUUUCACUCUUGUAUUGUAAGUUAAGGAGUUGUGUCGACAUUAGGGAUGGGUUUAAUCGAUUGUUAAGUGUGCAACGGAUUGUUGAUUAAUUGUGGUUUGAAGCAUUUAAGGCAAAAUGGAGUGCACUCGGCGCUGUUGAUUCAGUCUCAACUGGUUCGCUGUCAAAAGAGGGGCAACACGGCAGCUAUCGGAAGUUCAGCUAAAUCCACACAGGCAGCUUUUUUUUUCUCAAUUCAGCACUGUUAGCAAAACAAGUUCAGCACAAUCAGAGAGAUUCUCCCAUCCCAUGAAAAGAAUAACAACAACAUGUGUCCCGUUGUCAAUCAAGGAAAUGUAAAAUGCCCAUCCCUAAUGGACAUGCUUUAGAUUUCUAUCCUUGCCUGCUCCAGUUUGUUCUACAAUGCACAACAGUCACAGCUAGAACAGAAGCAGGAAUCUUUGGGCAAUUUAGUUUGUCUAUUACGGUAUGAAGUCAUGUCAUCAAAUCCUUUGAAAGGGAAAAACUGUAGGCAGGGUGUAGUAGGUUGGCAGAGAAAGUGUGAUUAUUUCUGUAGUAUUUUACGACACCAAUACGGGUGUGUCGGAGAGGUAGCAAAUUAGAAUAUACAUUAUUAACAGUAUAAUUUCCAAAACCAGCCAAAGCCUGUUUUAAACGAGAAACUGUGUGAUUGCACUUUGGAUGGGUUGGUUAUUAGAAAUGAGGUUGGUGACAACAGUUGGCUUAUUGAACGCAGGCGCCUUUAUUUUGCCAUGCACACUGCAAAUAUCAGAACACAGUGUAAAUAACAACCAGCCUGUACAAUCAACACCUGAGCUUUUAGAACAUGUCUUGAUUUUACUGCAGAUUAUAAUAGCCAUAUGCACUUGCUUAAGAAAUACCUUUCAAGAUAAUGCUUAUAUACAGUAUAUAUUUUUGAAAAUGUGACAAGUUGUAAGCUGUGCCAUGUGCAUUUUAUUUGGCAGGGAAGGUAAAAGAUUCAUUCGGGAUUGGCUGUGUGUAACAUGCAGUCACUGACUGAUUGGUUGUCCCUGGAUAUAUUGCGAUUGGCUGGAAAUUUUUACAGAGAUCAACAAGGACCUAUAUCAUGGCAAAGGCAAAAAAAUUAAUAAAAACGUGAAUCUAAGGACAGGGGUUGCACAAAGGCCUCCGAAUCUCUAAGGUUUUCAGAAGAAAACUGCACUGCCCAUCAUUGUUCCAUUACAUCCAAUUAGGCUGGUAACAUUGACCCCUCUCCCUCUGCUCUCUCCCACUACCUCAACCUCAACCUCCCACUUUCAUCAUCUCAAUUGGUCCCCUUUUGCACAUUAAAAUGCAAUGUCCACAUUGCCAAAUAGUAUGGGUUUGACAGCUGAGCUACAGUACUCAGAAUGCAAGUGCAGUAACCCUCUCAACACCACAGAGGUCCCGCUGUGUUGUACCCGUAUGCGUGAGCGCGUGAGAGGGAGUGAGCUCUGUGUUUGUGUGUGCCUAGCUACACUGUAUGCAAGUUUAAUCUACAAGAAAAAAAUAUGAUUGUUUUAAAAUGUUAACUUUGCCCCACACCCAUAAUAUUUGGGAAGGCGGGGUAGAGUUUGGAAAUGUAAUAACGAUGAUGUACAAUCUUUUUGUGUGUAUAAACGUGCACUGUGAAAAGGUAGAGAGAGCACCACACUGUCAGAGUCCUCUGUCUUAUUGCACUGAGUGUUCUCUUGUUUUGCGUAUUUAAAAAAAUAAAAAAAUAAAAAAAGGAAAAUAUGUUUGAAGGGGAAAAAAAAGUACAGUAUUCUGAUUGUCACUUGGGUUUGUUAAGAGAAAUAAAUAAAUAUGAACUUGAAACCUUCCAUGGGGGGGGGGGGGGAAAUGACUGAUUGUGAAAUUAAUUAUUUUCCACUACAGUAUUGAUGCAAACAGAAGAGGGUCAGCAAACAUUGACAUACACUGACUUAAAUUCUAAUAUUUGUUCUUUGAAAUUGUAUUGCAAUGUAUAUGUAUGUAUAUAAUUUAUGGAUUAUUUGUAGGUUUUAUCAUUUUAACUGAGGACGAGCACAGUUUGGGUGACAGAAAUAAAAGAAGCAUUUCAUUAGUAAUUGACCGUGAGGAUAUGUAUAAAAAAAAAAAAAAAAAAAGAAAAAAUAGAAAACAUAUGAGGUUCUGAGUCAAGUUAUCAGCCACCACCAUCCAUCUUCCAUUGGUGAUAAUGUACAAUUAGCAAAGUCAUCAUCUGUAAGAAUAUGUAUUUAAAAAAAAAAAGCUAAUUCUAAAACUAAGUCAUACUCACAAGUUGAUUUAAACAAAUGCAUGAAAUGAGUUUGUCAUGGUUUGUUUCCCUGUUCCUCUUAAGCGCGUGUUAAGCGAAAACGUGUGCUAAACUAAAGCAUGAGCUAGGCUAAAGCAUGUAGCUAAGGCAAUGCUAACUGGUGUUACUUUAGAUGCUAGCAAUCACUUAGUUUUAGGUAAUUAGUACAAUGUCAAAACACCAUUUAGUAGAAACAAAUGCAUUCUGGCGUUACCAGACACUGGGGUUUCCUUUGUCGCAUAACAGGCAUGUUGACGCUUUUUUCAGUCCAACUGGCAAACCGGCAACAGACUAAACCAAAACCUUUUAUAGCAAAGGUGACUGGGGUUGUACCAUAUUCUGGCAAGGUAAGGGGGCAUUUUACUUAGGUUGUCAUAAAAUAUUUUUUUACAGGCUACAAUUGUGUAACUUCAUGUUUUGAUGAGUAGUUUAAUAUGUAGUGAUUUCAACAACAAAAUGAAAUGAAUUACUAAUCCAGAGGAUGCUGUUCAAGGAACUGGGAAGGAUGGUCAAGAACUGUGAUUCCAAGCCACUGUGCCAUGAGCGUUCAUCAGGUGUGUUGUGGGAAAUUAUCAGAUUUCACUU